This is a messenger RNA of Anguilla anguilla (European eel), 2774 nucleotides long. RefSeq names its product N-acylsphingosine amidohydrolase (acid ceramidase) 1b (gene asah1b). NCBI's taxonomy places the organism in Eukaryota, Metazoa, Chordata, Actinopteri, Anguilliformes, Anguillidae. Gene Ontology annotation, cellular component: lysosome. Gene Ontology annotation, biological process: fatty acid metabolic process. Gene Ontology annotation, molecular function: N-acylsphingosine amidohydrolase activity; fatty acid amide hydrolase activity. The record is from RefSeq and is a predicted model, not a curated record. The transcript has 14 exons. Bases 227 to 1411 code for a protein of 394 amino acids.
GCCUAUCUCCAAGUACGACAUGUCGAACAAAUAAAUUCUUAACUGAUUCGGAAUAUAAUAUGAGUAACAAAUCCUUUAGGGCCCCCUGUUUGAAAGAGGUACAUUCCAUUAGCGUUGAAAGUCACGAGCGAGACGAUGUUACUGAAUACUUCCUUGUUUGUUGAAUCAGUGGAACUAAGGGAAGUAGCUCGCUAACUUUAGUUGCGGCUAUCGAUAACAUACAAAAAUGGCCAGCGGUUUGAUAUGUUGCUUCGUCCUCGGUUUUCUUUGUACGCUAGUAUCGACGCAGUAUGUGCCUCCGUACACCGAGGAAUGCCGCUCUGGCAUGUAUCCACCAAGAGGUCCAACUUUCAAAGGUGCGGUCACCUGGUAUACGGUAGACUUGGAUUUACCCCCCAGCAAACGAUGGACCGAAGUAAUUACUGACAAGAAAGCAAAUUUGGUCUCCAUGAUCCAGGCCAUCAAAGAUUUGGCCAACUCCUUCGUUCCCAGUGGGAAACUAAUCGAACUUGUGGAUAGAGAUCUGCCUCUGAUCGUGAACACACUGCCUUACCCCUUCAAUGAGGAGAUCAAGGGAAUCGCCCAGGAUUCCGGCGUUGCUCUGGGAGAAGUUGUCCUGUUCAAUAUUUUCUAUGAGGUCUUCACAGUGUGCACAUCGCUGGUUGCAGAGGAUGCGAACGGUAAUUUGUUCCAUGGGCGGAAUUUAGACUUUGGAUUGUUCAUGGGGUGGGACUCGAAGAAUAGGUCCUGGAUAAUAACGGAGACACUGAAGCCGCUCGUGGUGAACGUGGACUUCACACGAAACAAUCGGACUGUCUUCAAAUCCACCAACUUCGCUGGAUACGUGGGCAUGUUGACCGGUAUCAGGCCGCACACCUUCACUCUCACCAUGAACGAGCGUUUCAGCCUUGACGGAGGGUACAUCGGUAUCCUGGAGUGGAUUCUGGGAAAGAGGGACGGGAUGUGGAUGAGCUUCCUCACACGGUCGGUUCUGGAGAAUGCUACCAGCUACGAGGAGGCCAAGAACAGGCUGGCCCAGACCAAGCUGCUGGCCCCAGCCUACUUCAUCCUGGGAGGGAACCAGACGGGGCAGGGCUGUGUGAUCACCCGCUCCAGAGUGCUCAGCCUGGACAUCUGGGAGCUCGACCGCAAGCAGAACAGGUGGUAUGUGCUGGAGACCAACUACGACCACUGGAAGGACCCCUUCUUCCUGGACGACCGCAGGACUCCAGCUAUGAAAUGCAUGAACCAGACCAUGCAGGCAAACAUUUCAAUUAAGACCAUCUACGAUGUUCUUUCCACAAAACCUGUCCUCAACAAGUUGACCACGUACACCACCCUGAUGGAGGUGUCCAAGGGCAGACUGGAGUCCUACAUCCGGGACUGUCCCAACCCCUGCAUGCCCUGGUGAAUGGCGCUCCCCACACAUGGAGCCCCAAGCACUGACCUGGGAUCAGCUGACCUUGCACACAACACCACUACAGUUAGCUGGGUAAUACAAUAAUGGGUUUUUUACGGCUGAUUUGGGAACAGUGCUUGGGGUGGAAAACCCCACCCCUCCACUGUGCCACUUCAAACCGCCACAAAAUGAACAAGCUCAGCAGAACCUUUAAACCACUAGCAUAUAAACCUGCAUUUCUCGGAGACUUGGAUUCUGCAUAGAGCUCUUCCUUCAUUGGAUAGAACCCCCUGGGGGUGGAGUUUAUGGAUUCAUUCUGAUAACAGUUGUCCAAUAGGAAGUCACACCGUGACAGUACAGUGGAUGUAUGUAGCCAUUAAAAACUGGGAUCUCCCUCCAUUUUCUAACGUUACUAAACUGAGCUCUGGGUAUGUUGAACAAUAUAGCCAAAUUUAGGGAUUAUUUAAUGUAAAAAAUAAAAAUAUAAAGUAACUGUUUUGAGAACAAGUGUAACUUCAAAUGGCUUGAAAAAAUGACAUUCAUAAUGCAGGCAUUCACAGUGAGGAGUUAGUACACUGGUGUCAGGAAAACAAACGUACUCUGUAGUCUAUUAAACCAGGGUGCUAGGGAAUAAUUUACAAUAAAAACAAAUCCAUCUCAAAAAUGAGGCUCUAGCGCUGUUUCCAUUAGGAUGAAUUUAUGCAGCUUGUCAAAAUGGUAAAAUGGCAGUGUGCAUAAAAAAUGAAAUCAAGAAAAUAUGAAAUUCAUGGAGCUUACGACACAUUGCACAUUUAAAGGGAAAGACACCAUGCUCUCCUACGAAUUAAAUUCAAGUGAUUGCUAAUCAAAACAGAUGGGUUAUUUCAAAUCAUAUUACGCAGACACUCAGCACUGAUGACAAUUUGGAAACUCUUGUAUUUUCUGAAUACUGACAAUAUGGAAACUUGGCUAAUAUUUUUUGAGGCCCAUUUCCAAAUGAUGCAGAGUAACGCCAUCUGAAGAGCUUGAGUACCCUUUUGCCCAACAUUUUCUAACAAUAACAGUACCUCCUGGAUCCCUAAAAAGGUGAAACGACUCCAUUGAAGUUUGCACUUAUCUGCCUGUCUUUUUCCGUUUUUUUACUUUGAGUACUGAAUCAGAAACUGUAUGUAGAUUGUGUUGAGAUGUAUGUGAUGUCUGUGAGGAACAGAAUCUGAGGGCUUAUGGGAACAGCUGCUUCCUGUGAGACUGACAGCUGUGUGUGUCAAUGCCAUGAAUGCCUCUGUGUUUCCUGGGUGACCAAAACUAACCCAGAGCUUUAGCCUUUAAACUGUACUGCAGGUAUGUUUUCAAUGAACAGGCAUUACUUGGAAAAAUAAAAUAUUGCUCAAACUAC